CAGGUGAUGGUGGGGCAGUAAAAAGUGAGAAAUGAGCAGCGGCAGCAGUUUUCAGCUCCCAUCAGCCCUCAGUGGAGGCGUGGCCAGAGAUGAUGUUGACAGCAGAAGGGACUGACGGUCAUUGGUUGGUUCGUCAGGGAGGUGUCAGUCAAGACUCAGUGCUCCGCCAGCUGCUGGGGAAGGAGGCGUCAGACUCGCUGUGUCCCAGGGAGAGGCUGCCUCCUGCUGGGGGCCUGAGCAGAGAGGGCCCCGCCGGCCCUGGGGCCCCCGGGGCCCGCAGGACAGGGCUGGUGGAGAGGAGAGAGCUCAAACUAGCGAGACUCAAACAGAUCAUGCAGCGCUCUCUCAGCGAGUCUGAUUCGGAUGGUUAUCCCCCAGAGGAAGGUAAAAAUCAAGGAGCCCCGCCCUCAAACACUGUGCGCCCUGAUAGGCCAUCACACCUGCCAAUCACAGAGGAGGAGCCGGUGUCAAAUCACCUUAAUUCGAUGAUGAGGAAGCACCUCCCCUCCUCUUCCUCCUCCACAACUGAGAGGAAGCAGGCGUUUUCUCUCAGUGGUUCAAAGUCAGUGGACAGUAUCGGUUACAAUCCCUCCCCCACCUCCAGCGACCCCGAGGCCGCAGACGCCAAAACACCAGACGCUUCCGUCGACCUGCAGGACGCCGCCAACGGCCAGAAAGUCGCCACCAGCCCCAAGAGUGCACUGAAGUCCCCCUCGUCCCGCAGGAAGACGUCCCAGAACCUUAAACUGAGGGUGACCUUUGACGAGCAGGUCCACAAGAGCUCCACUCAGGAGGCGGAGCCAACCAAAGGGCAUCAUGGGAAGGAGAGGACUUCAACAGGAGGCUCUGAGAGCAAGCGGCCGUUUGGGGCGUUCCGCUCCAUCAUGGAGACGCUGAGUGGAAACACAAAUCACAACAACAACAACAACAGUGGUGGUCAGUCGGGCGCUUCCUCUCAGAACUCACCCGGCAGGAAGUCAGAGAGUAAGAGCGGCUCAGGAGGAGCGAGAGUGAAGAGCAGAACCAGCAACGUUUAACCAGCCGCUGCCUGGGGACGGCGCCGAGCACAGAGCCAAUCACAGACGAGAAAACAGACCGAGAGGCGGCGAACAUGAGAAACUUCAUCAGCACGUUCAAACAUCUUCGGUUCACCUGUGGCUGCAGUGAUGUCAUCGGUGAUGUCAUUAGUGAUGUCAAUAAUGAUGACAUCACCGAUGAUGACAUCACCAGUGAUGUUCUUUACCUCACACAGGUGAAAAGACGAGAAGUGAAACUGUCUCAGUUCAGAUUUAAAUCGAUGCUGUGACUGAAUCGCUGCAGAGCGACGGAGCAGAAGUUCAAACGAGCGACGGUUGUGUUUUUAUAAACAUUCAGUAUUAAUCAGCGGAAACGUUUCAUAUCACACUUUAUUUAGCUUCUUUCACAUUUGAGUAUCGGACUACAAACAUUCCCAGAGUUCAGUCUGCUAAAAGAAAACUUUAAUCUUUUCAUCAGCAGAUUAAAAGUGUCUCUGAGUCACGCUCAUGAUGAACCUAUGAAUUAUUAAUAUUUAUGUUGAUGCACCGUUAUAUGUUAUGUGAUUAUUUUAAUGUGGUUAUAAUCAUGCACGUUGUUUACGUGCACCAGCACAAAUACUUUUAAAACCACUGUAUAUGAACUCUAGUAGUAUUUAAUUUUUUGUACGUUAUAUUCCACACGUUUUUGUACGGUCAGUGUUUAUUAUCUAUGCAGUAUUUCCUGAAGUAGACGUUAGUCGUGUGAUGUGUGUUUCAGACGUGAAGGUAAAAGGAUGCACCUUUGACGGAGGCCGGACGACUCAGUCCAGAUGUUCAGUUGAGCUAAAAGUUCAAAAUACUGCAUUUCUUUGUUCACACUAAAAGUUAUGAUGGUUUCAUAAAAGGGUUUGUUUUAGAAACACUUCAUUUUCCAGGUCUGAGAAGUUUCUCAUAAUUUCCAGUUUCCUGGAGAAAAAAACGAAUUGAAGUGAGACACAGACGGUUGCUGGUGAAACUUUGAGUCGUGUGGACGUGAACGUGUCUAAUGUUUCCAGGAGCUUCUAAAGUUUAUAUUUGUUUUUAUUGUGAACAGGAGGUGAUUCAAUCCAUCAUGUUCACACAAAACAGUGAUAGAAUAAAACUGUGAUGUGUGUGAGCGCCCUCUGCUGGAUCACAAGGUAAAUUACUUCAGUCUGUUAAACUAAAAACUGUUGAACUGGUUAAAAUAUCAAGUUUCCCCCAAAAUUUAUAGAAAUAUAUAUAAAAAACUACUGAGUAAAUAUUUCUCAAAACCAACAGUUAAUUAAAAUCCCACCAUAACGUCGUCUCCAUGUUUCUGAUCAUUUCAACUAAAUUACAUUUGUUUUUUUGUCAGAAACUUUCUGGGAAAGUUGGUAAAAUACAGAAAGUAAAAGAAGGUUGGAACUUCUUCACACGCAGGAAAAGGUUUCGCCUGAAUCGUCUCAGAUCUUCGUCAUUGUUGGACAAUGUUUCUGUGUGUGUGUGUGUGUGUGUGUUGAUGAGAUUGUUUUUGAAAUGCAGUUUUAGUAGAAGAGUCGUCGUGGUAACAUCAGGACGAGGGAGGAGCUGGACGUCCGCAACGUGUCGGAUGAUGUUUACUCAAAAAAACAAAAUAUCAGUGAAUGUUGGAAAACUCUUUUUUUUAUUAACCUGUGUACAGAGACGGACGACUGAUUUUCAGUCCUGUAUUUAAACUAAAGACUGAAGACAAACUGAAAUAAACUGAUGUCUGGACUUCA
This is a messenger RNA of Paralichthys olivaceus (Japanese flounder), 2755 nucleotides long. The record is from RefSeq and is a predicted model, not a curated record. NCBI's taxonomy places the organism in Eukaryota, Metazoa, Chordata, Actinopteri, Pleuronectiformes, Paralichthyidae.